Molecule: messenger RNA, 1675 nt
Organism: Salvelinus fontinalis (brook trout)
Lineage: Eukaryota; Metazoa; Chordata; Actinopteri; Salmoniformes; Salmonidae
Product: homeobox protein Hox-A13a-like
Exons: 2
Coding region: 22-936 (304 amino acids)
Biological process (GO): regulation of transcription by RNA polymerase II
Molecular function (GO): RNA polymerase II cis-regulatory region sequence-specific DNA binding; DNA-binding transcription factor activity, RNA polymerase II-specific
Source: RefSeq, a predicted model, not a curated record
CUCAAUGUUGGAUGUCGUGCUAUGACAACGUCACUGCUACUCCGUCCUCGCUGGGUCGACCCGUCGGUAAUGUUCCUCUACGACAACGUUUCCGAUGAAGUGAGCAAGAACAUGGACGCUAGCGGUGGUGGUUUUGCGGGAGGCAACUUUGCGGCGAACCAAUGCAGAAACCUGAUGGCGCACCCCGCGUCCCUCGCUCCGAGCACCGCGUACUCGUCAAGUGAGGUCCCCAUCUCCGGUAUGGGUGAGCAGGCCAAGCAGUGCAGCCCUUGCUCGGCUGCGCAAAGCUCCUCCAGUGCGUCCCUGCCCUAUGGAUACUUCGGUAGCGGCUACUACCCGUGCAGAAUGUCGCACCACAGUAGCAUAAAGUCGUGCGGCACGCAGCCCCCCUCUGCGUACGGGGAGAAGUACAUGGACACGUCCGCCUCGGGCGAUGACUUCACCUCGCGGGCCAAGGAGUUCGCCUUCUAUCCGAGCUAUGCGUCCGGGCCGUACCAGCCCGUUCCCAGUUACCUGGACGUCCCCGUAGUUCCAACUAUGAGCGGGCCAGCAGAACCCAGACACGAGCCCCUGCUGCCCAUGGAGAGCUAUCAGCCAUGGGCUCUGACUACAAACGGGUGGAACGGACAAGUCUACUGCACCAAGGAGCAGCCUCAGCCCGGACAUAUGUGGAAAUCCUCCAUACCAGACGCAAUGUCUCACAUAGGAGGGGACGUGAGUUCCUUCAGACGUGGAAGAAAGAAGCGCGUGCCAUACACCAAGGUGCAACUGAAGGAACUUGAGCGCGAGUACGCGGCCAAUAAAUUCAUAACGAAGGACAAACGAAGGAGGAUAUCGGCCCAGACGAAUCUAUCCGAGCGACAGGUCACUAUCUGGUUUCAGAACAGACGGGUAAAGGAGAAGAAGGUGGUCGUCAAAGUGAAGAGCAUCAGCUAGUUCUGAACGAUGGGAAUUGAGUACACACACACAAACACACACACACACAUACACACACACACAAACACACACACUCAAAAUGCUCUUCACGCUUUUUGGUUGGAACAGUUGACUCAUUAUAUCCCACCGAUCAUGAUUCACAAAUGUAGGCCUACUUUGCCAAAUGCGUUCCGGGACCUUUUUGGAACGAAUAUGCAUAAAAACUCUGGACCUUCCACCUUUCCUCCAUGAUGUAAAAUAUUGUUCGCGGUGAAUGGAUCCCAAAGCAGGAAGGGGCGUGUAAACUUUGCGACUGGUAUGCAGUACAGGAAAACAGACACCCUUCAGAGGUGUGUGUUUUAGUUUCUAAUUUUAUCUGCAACUUCACCAUGUGGAGGGAAAAAAAACAUUUGGAAAUCCACAGGAAGUGACGGCAUUUAGGAUUAUAGCUUCCACGGUUAAAUAUUAAUCCGUUCCAUUUCCCCUUCAACACACCACUUAUCAUGUGCAUCUUUAUUUAAAGUUAAGCUUUUUCAAAUGGUUCUCUUGCUCUCACUCAUAACGAAUCCAUGGUGCAUUCCCUCUUGUAAUGCAUAGAUAAUGGUCUGUGUGCCCAUAUGAACCAUAGGUUUUAUAUUGUGUGUGUAUUCAUGUGGUUGUAUAAGUAAACUAUGCAGACAAAACUAUAAUAUUUCAGGGCAUCUGUGUGUGUCUGUAAAACAUGUCGGUGUAGAAGGAUUGACAUGAAAAUCCGUCCCAA